Dictyostelium purpureum is the source of this 567-nucleotide messenger RNA. RefSeq lists its product as uncharacterized. The record is from RefSeq and is a predicted model, not a curated record. The coding region runs from base 1 to 567 and encodes 188 amino acids. Lineage: Eukaryota; Evosea; Eumycetozoa; Dictyosteliales; Dictyosteliaceae. The transcript has 3 exons.
AUGGAAGUAGAUCCUGUAAAUUAUUUCUACCUCUAUUUUUCUUAUUUCUUCAAGGACGUUCAUUCUAUAUAUAUUGUAAAUAAUACUUUAGCCGAACCAAAAUGUGGAUGGCCAUCCUCAUCGAAUCAAACCACUGCUCCUUUCAGUGAAUAUAUAACAAUUACAAAAUGCACAAAAUAUCAAGAGUUUCCAGAAUGGGAUCCAUGUACUACUUUGUUCCAAGGUCAAAUGAAGAUGGGUGAUUAUUUUUCUGAUGAAAGUAAUAAUAACACUUUUCAAUAUAUGGGUGAUGGCUCAGUUUGCUAUAGUGUCUAUAAAAAUUUUGGAGGUUGUACUUAUAGGGACCCAAUUCGUGGAUGUGAAAAAGAUUGUUUUUCAGAUUAUACCUCAAUUUUCUUUUAUAAUAUUUAUGAUUACUAUAGUUGCAUCAAUAAAAUAGAUAGUACAUAUCAUAUUUAUAUUGGAAACCAAGAUGGAAGCUCACAAGGAAACCCAAGCUCAUCCAAUAGAAUAAUGUAUUCUAUGUUUUCAUUGCUAUUAGUAUUCAUAGUUGGUUUAUUAAUUUAA